UCUCUCUAUAACCUCGGAGUUUGAACCGCCUCUGUCUGAGAGAGAGCUGAGAGUUUAGUCUGCGUGUUAUGUUGCUCCGGGUCGGAGGAUGAACACAGCUCAAUCUCUGAUCAGCUGAUUCUUCUCCCAGAGGAUCUUAGAGUAGUUUAUAAUGUUGUUGGCGGCAUGCGGAGCAGGGACGGAUAUGGUUCGAACCACAUCUGGGUAGGAUAAACACCCUUACCUUCAAACAAUGGUCGCGCACUCUUGAGUAUGGAAAAGCCUGGGCUAGGAGAAGGAGGAGGAGGAGGAGGAAGAGGAGGGUCAGGGGGCGGGAGCGGCGGGAACAGCGGCGUCCUCCAAACCUUUAUUAUAUUAGUGUGUAUAAGCCUGUACUGGAACUCUCUACAGUGUGGGUUUGUGUUUGAUGAUAUGAGUGCGAUAAGAGACAAUAGGGACCUGAGACCUCAUGUUCCAAUCCAGAACAUAUUCAAGAACGAUUUCUGGGGAACUCCGAUGAACAAGGAGCAAAGUCAUAAAUCCUACAGACCGAUUACUGUUCUCACCUUCAGAUUGAACUAUCUAGUUCAUGAACUGGAUCCACUAGGUUAUCAUCUGGUAAAUAUUCUCCUGCAUGCUGCUGUAACCUUGAUGUAUCAUAGUCUUUGUUCAUCGCUUCUUUCAAGACCUGGAGCAGCUGUUGCUGCUCUUCUCUUCGCUGUUCAUCCUGUUCACACUGAAGCAGUGUCUGGAGUAGUGGGCAGAGCAGAGCUUCUAGCAUCGCUUUUCUUUCUCUCCGCUCUUCUCAAGUACAAGGAUCUAUCCUGGAGAAGAACUGUUGAAUGGAAAGGAUUGAUGUGGAUUUCUCUCCUGGUUACACUGUCAAUGAUGUGUAAGGAGCAAGGAAUUACUGUGAUAGCGCUCUGCGCACUUCACGAGGUUUUCGUGGAGCAGAAACUGUCUCACACAGAUCUUGUUGUGUUUAGUCAAAUCUUUGCUGGGGGUAAAGUUGGACUUCCUCCCUGGGUUAAACUCUCUGCUCAGAGACUAUCAAUUCUUGUUCUAGCCGGAAUCUGUCUUAUGAUCGGACGUCUAAAGAUAAUGGGCUCUCAGCUUCCAGUUUUCACCAAGUUUGACAAUCCUGCUGCGGUUGCAGAAACUCCAACCCGUCAGCUGACACACAACUACUUGCUUACGGUCAACUCCUGGUUACUCUUAGCCCCUGCUGAUCUCUGUUGUGAUUGGACAAUGAACACAGUACCACUAGUGACAUCUGUUAGUGAUCCCAGAAACCUUGCCACAAUUUUACUUUACGCUCUACUAGCACAUCUAGCUUACAAAGGGUUCAGUUGCAACCCAACCCACGAAGCGUCUGUGAUAUUAACUGGAUUGGGACUCCUUGUUUUACCCUUUAUCCCUGCUUCAAACCUAUUCUUUCCAGUAGGGUUUGUUGUAGCCGAGAGAGUAUUGUACCUGCCCUCGAUGGGGUUCUGUCUACUCGUGGCCUUUGGGUGUGAUAAAAUAUUUCGUAAAGGUGGAGUAUGUCGAUAUCUAGUCUUAGCUGGACUAGCUCUCACCCUGGCUACUCACUCCUGUAAAACUAUAAUGAGGAAUGAGGAGUGGAAGGACGAGUAUGCUCUGUUUAAAUCAGGACUUAGAGUAAAUGCUGGGAACGCUAAGCUCUUCAACAACGUGGGACAUGCUCUAGAAUCCAAGGGACGAUACGAGGAGGCUCUGAACUAUUUUCACGCAGCUGUAAACGUCCAGCCGGACGAUAUUGGUGCACAUAUUAACGUCGGACGAACCUACAAUCACAUGGCGAGGUUCAAUGAAGCUGAGGAAGCGUAUUUAAAAGCUAAAUCCUUGUUACCAAAACCUAAACCCGGAGAAUCGUAUCAAGCACGUGUAGCGCCGAAUCAUUUAAAUGUAUUUUUAAGUCUUGCAACCUUGAUUUCUAAGAACGGAUCAAGGCUUGAAGAAGCUGACCUGCUUUACAGGCAAGCAAUAUCUAUGAGAUCAGAUUACACUCAGGCCUACAUAAACAGAGGAGAUAUUCUUCUUAAACUAAACCGAACCAAGGAAGCCCAGGAGGUGUAUGAAAGAGCAUUGUUCUAUGAUAACACAAAUCCUGAUAUAUACUACAACCUUGGUGUAGUUCUCAUAGAGCAGGGAAGACACGGACAGGCUCUAGCAUAUCUCAACAAGGCUUUAGAGUUUGAUCCUGAUCAUAGCCAGGCUCUUCUCAACUCCGCCAUGUUAAUCCAGGAGAGUGGUAGCUCCCAGCUCCGACAACUAGCCGUCGAUAGAUUAAACAAGAUAGUGGAGAAAGGGCAGGUCAACGAGAGAGUUUACUUUAAUCUUGGAAUGCUUUCAAUGGACGGAGGAAACCUGGAAACCUCCGAGUACUGGUUUAGAAAAGCGAUAGAGUUGAAGAAUGAUUUUAGAAGCGCUUUGUUCAACCUUGCUCUUCUUCUAUCAGAUUCUGACCGACCUCUAGAGGCGGCUCCAUUCCUUCAUCAACUUAUUAAACAUCACCCCAACCACACUAAAGGUUUGAUUCUCCUCGGAGAUAUUUAUAUAAACCAUCUGAGGGAUCUAGACGCUGCUGAGGGUUGCUACAGGAAGAUCUUAGCAGUGGACCCGGAGAACGUGCAAGGGUUACACAACCUUUGUGUCGUUAUGGUUGAGCGCGGUCAGCUGGGAAAGGCUAGAACCUGUUUACAGAAAGCGCACAAUUUAGCGCCUCAGGAGGAUUAUAUUAGGAAACAUCUUGAUAUUGUGGAACUAAAAAUCAUUGAAACUAACAAGGAGACGGAGAAAUGAGUUUUACAUCAAAAUUAAACUAAAUAUCGAUUUGUUGGAUUUGUGUUCUGUAACAUUGUUUCUAAAUCCGAGGGAUAUCAUGAGUAGCGUCCAACAGAUGGCAGAACCAGACAACUCCGUAGGGAGGGAAAAACUGUUCUCUGGGGAAUAGUAUUGCAGUGCUAUUGGAAAAUACUCCGAAACAAGUUGAACCGGAGUCUGUAUGAGUGUUUAAGGAUAUGAGGUGAGGCAGGAGAAAGAAGAAAAUAUUCAACUUCAGUUCCGUGGUUUAAACAACUUGUAUAGGAUAAAACAACUCUCUUGGUAAUCAUUUGAACUCAACUUUGAUUAGAAAUUUAAUCAUUUUUCCGAACCUGAGUUAAAGAACCAAGAACAUUCUCAGAAAAAAUCUCUAAAUCACACUUAAACCCUCUUCUACCACAAUUCUAAUUGUAUACUCUGAUUGUACUGUGUCCUAUUGUUGUACUUCACCGUAUUGUACACCUAUCCUUCAAGUCUCCUUCCUAUCUUUCAAAUUCCUUCCUAUCCUUCAAAUCUAUCUUAUUCUUCAAAUCUCCUUCAUAUUCUUUUAAUCUUAUUCCUAUCCUUCAAAUCUCCUUCUUAUUCUUAAUAUCUCUUUAAAUCUUAUUCCUAUCCUUCAAACCUCCACCUAAUCCAUCAAAUCUCUUCCUAUCUUUCAAAUCUCCUUCCUAUUCUUCAAAUCUUCUUCCUAUUCUUCAAAUCUUCUUCCUAUUCUUCAAAUCUCCUCCCUAUUCUUUAAAUAUCCUUCCUAUUCUUCAAAUCUCCUUCCUAUUCUUCAAAUAUCCUUCCUAUUCUUCAAAUAUCUUUCCUAUUCUUUAAAUCCCCUUCCUACUCCUUCCUAUCCAUCAAAUCUUCUUUCUAACCUUUAAAACUUCUUCCUGUCCAUCAAAACUUCUAUUUUAUCCUUCAAAAGUUCUCUUCAAACACCCCCAAGUGUCUCUAUGUUGUAUACAAUGUAUAUGAUCACUGCCUUCAUGGUAUAAAGCAGGAACAUGUUUAUAUUUAAAGAAUAACAUAGCCUCAGUAUUUCUUGAUGGAUCAUAUUCUUUUAAAUCUCAGAACCUUCCUUAUAUCUUGGUAGGUUCUGUUUAUUUAACAAAUUGAUACCUUCAGGUAGAAGAUGGCGAUGUUCUAUGAAUAUAAUUUUAAAAGAAUGUUUUAAUACCGUGAAGGAUUUACUAUUUGUAUGCCAUGCAAAUAUCAUUGUUGUAAUAAUUAUUCAAUUUGGAAGGAAUAAUCAAGUUGGACUUCACACAUUUGAAAGCCAGUUCUUGAAAUAUUGUUAGAUGAAUACCGAUCCCCCCUCUUCCUUGGGUUGUAUGGCAUAGGAACAGUAUUUUUAUAGACUAUGGUUUCUGGUUCUAGGCAUUAUGGCUCCAGGUAUAGAAUCCAGUAAGGAUCCUUGAUAGGAUCAUUCGAAUAAUUUUUUGACACGAUCAAUGCAAAACAAAUUAGAAUGUUCAGCUCUAGUAAGGAACAAAAUUAAAACUGGAUAUUUUGAAGAGAAAUCAUUUAUGUAUGUGCCAUCACUGAGUUAUCAUUGAAUUUGAAAUUAAUUAUUUUUUCUUAAGAAAACAAUCCACAGAUUGAACUUAAAUCAAUCAAUCAAUGCAAUCUAUUAGUCAGAAAUCUAACUAAACUGGUUGAACAAAUUUAUUCAAAAACAUAUCUUUAUCUGAUUAUUUGUUUAAUAUAAUUGUAUAAUGUAAAAUGUAAAAUGUGCUCUUUAAAUCUUUAAAUCUAUCUUUCUUACUUAUUAAAGAUCAAGUUUUUGAUGUGUUGUCAGCUUUAAUUUCAAACUCAACGUUUAUUUUUUACAUCGUUAAAUCUUUAAACCCUUUUCUAUACUGCGAUCUAACCGUCCGACCAUUAUUAUUAUUAUUAUUGUUAAAUUUGCUCACUGCUUAGUUCCCAAUGCAAAGAACACGAGUGAACACGUGUCAUUUCUUCUGAUAGAUUUAUAAAUAUAUAUAAUUAUUAUAAACUGUUAAAUCAAUGCAUUCCAGAGCUUUUAUCCAAAUUUCUUAUUUUUUAAUCAACCAAGAAAUUAAUUUGACCAUCUUAUAAUUUUGAAUCCCUCUGCUGUGUCAAUUGUUCCUGCAUUUUAAACAUUUAUUGUUUUCCAGUUUUGUACGACUAGUAAUGGCAUUCUCACUUACACAUAAUGCUAAUUUUUUUCUUUUUAAAGCCAUAUACUAGUCAUAUAACACUUACAUCUACUUAUGUGUGUACACAAUUGUAAACCGUUGUACUAACUGUACUGUAAAGUGUAAUGCAGUUUAAACCCCGUGUUUGUAUAUGUACGUCUUGAAUCAUGAAUGUUCUAAACGUAUUUCUGUUCUAUAUCUACACGCUUACAGUGAUCAUAAAUAAAUAUGUGAUAAAAAUA
This is a messenger RNA of Eurytemora carolleeae, 5212 nucleotides long. RefSeq names its product transmembrane and TPR repeat-containing protein CG4050 (gene Tmtc3). Gene Ontology annotation, cellular component: endoplasmic reticulum. Gene Ontology annotation, molecular function: protein binding; mannosyltransferase activity. The transcript has 4 exons. The coding region runs from base 253 to 2802 and encodes 849 amino acids. Gene Ontology annotation, biological process: protein O-linked glycosylation via mannose. The record is from RefSeq and is a predicted model, not a curated record. Lineage: Eukaryota; Metazoa; Arthropoda; Copepoda; Calanoida; Temoridae.